Molecule: messenger RNA, 1782 nt
Organism: Sciurus carolinensis (gray squirrel)
Lineage: Eukaryota; Metazoa; Chordata; Mammalia; Rodentia; Sciuridae
Gene: Fkbp8
Product: FKBP prolyl isomerase 8
Exons: 9
Coding region: 154-1389 (411 amino acids)
Molecular function (GO): peptidyl-prolyl cis-trans isomerase activity; protein binding
Source: RefSeq, a predicted model, not a curated record
CGGGCCUCGGGUCCACUUCUGUAAGUAGGCUUCGGGGUGGCUGUCCAGCAGUCCCAUAGAUGCCCUAACCCUCAAGCCUUCUACUUAAGGAAACACCAUUUGGUACUGUUCUCCCAACAGCCGCAAAGGGCCAGUUCCCGUCCCCCCUGCAGUAUGGCAUCCUGUGCUGAGCCCUCGGAGUCCACUGCCCCACCGCCUUCUGGUGUCCCACCACUUGAAGACUUUGAGGUACUGGAUGGGGUUGAGGAUGCAGAGGGUGAGGAAGAAGAGGAGGAAGAGGAGGAUGAUGACCUGAGUGAGCUGCCACCUCUCGAGGACAUGGGACAGUCCCCUCUGGAGGAGGCUGAGCAACCUGGGGCGCUGGCCCGAGAAUUCCUGGCUGCCAUGGAGCCUGAACCUGCCCCAGCCCCGGCUCCAGAAGAGUGGCUGGACGUCCUGGGGAAUGGGCUGUUGAGAAAGAAGACACUGGUCCCAGGCCCGCCUGGCUCAAGCCGACCAUCCAAGGGGCAGGUGGUCACCGUGCAGUUGCAGAUGUCGCUGGAGAACGGCACGCGGGUACAGGAGGAGCCGGAGCUGGUGUUCACCUUGGGCGACUGCGACGUCAUCCAGGCCCUGGACCUCAGUGUCCCGCUCAUGGACGUGGGUGAGACAGCCAUGGUCACUGCUGACUCCAAGUACUGCUACGGCCCCCAGGGCAGCAGGAGCCCCUACAUCCCCCCGCACGCGGCCCUGUGCCUGGAGGUCACCCUGAAGACGGCCGUGGACGGGCCUGACCUGGAGAUGCUGACGGGGCAGGAGCGUGUGGCCCUGGCCAACCGGAAGCGGGAGUGUGGUAACGCCCACUACCAGCGAGCGGACUUCGUGCUGGCCGCCAACUCCUACGACCUUGCCAUCAAGGCCAUCACGUCCAGCGCCAAAGUGGACAUGACUUUCGAGGAGGAGGAGCAGCUCCUGCAGCUGAAGGUGAAGUGUCUGAACAACCUGGCGGCCUCGCAGCUGAAGUUGGACCAUUACCGCGCCGCCCUGCGCUCCUGCAGCCUGGUGCUCGAGCACCAGCCCGACAACAUCAAGGCGCUCUUCCGGAAGGGCAAGGUGCUGGCUCAGCAAGGCGAAUAUAGUGAGGCCAUUCCCAUCCUGAGGGCAGCCCUGAAGCUGGAACCUUCCAACAAGACGAUCCACGCGGAGCUGUCCAAGCUGGUGAAGAAGCACGCGGCUCAGCGCAGCACAGAGACGGCCCUCUACCGGAAAAUGCUGGGCAACCCCAGCCGACUGCCAGCCAAGUGUCCCGGCAAGGGCGCCUGGUCCAUCCCUUGGAAGUGGCUGUUCGGGGCGACUGCUGUUGCUCUGGGGGGCGUGGCACUCUCUGUGGUCAUCGCUGCCAGGAACUGAGGGACCCGGUGGCCGCCACUCCUCUGCACACCGUGGACCCCACCCUGCACUCCUGACUCCCCAGCUCCCUGUCCAGUCCUCUGUGGCCUGGCCCCCUCUGGGUUGGGGGCAGCCAGGAUUGGGGAUCACAAAGCCCAGAGAGCAGGAGGGACUGAGGCCCCCUAGGAGGAAAAUGGGGUGCAGCCCAGAGGAGGGGCCCUCGUUCCUCCACCCAGCUCUCACCCUUCCCCCACCGCCCCGCGGGUCAGGGCUCACGCCCGGCCUCAGUCUCUCCUCCUCAGUAGGCCUGGGGCAGCCCGCCCCCGCCCAGCCCCCUGACCGCCAGCCCUUCCGACCCCGCCUGCCGCCCUCUGUCCAGGCUCCCCACCGUGAAAUAAAGCCUCCCACCCCGCA